This is a messenger RNA of Prunus persica (peach), 1079 nucleotides long. RefSeq names its product photosystem II 22 kDa protein, chloroplastic. The record is from RefSeq and is a predicted model, not a curated record. The transcript has 4 exons. The coding region runs from base 125 to 964 and encodes 279 amino acids. NCBI's taxonomy places the organism in Eukaryota, Viridiplantae, Streptophyta, Magnoliopsida, Rosales, Rosaceae.
AGCUCUCUCACACACACCUCCACCACUCCCCCUCCUUAAAAAAGGACUGUGAGCAACAAAGAUAAGCUUCUCAACAAAAUCAAUUUAAACCCAAGAAAAAAAAAAAGAAAAAAAACCCAAAGCCAUGGCUCAAACAAUGUUGCUCAUGUCUAGCAGUGUGUCUUCAAGCCAUGUGGUGGAUUUGAAGUCCUCAGACCCUUUACUUCAAUUACAAGUGCAAAGACUUAGGCCCAAGUCUUUCUCUCAACUUGUGUUCAGACCACUUCCUUCAUCCUCUUCCUUUGCCUCCUCAUCAUCUCCUGCCAUUCCUACCAUCGUCGCGCUCUUCAAGUCAAAAACCAAAGCCCCUGUCAAGAAGGCACCAGCGCCGAAGCCGAAGGUUGAAGAUGGUAUCUUUGGAACCUCUGGAGGCAUUGGUUUCACAAAGCAGAAUGAGCUCUUUGUGGGUCGGGUUGCCAUGAUUGGCUUUGCUGCAUCAUUGUUGGGAGAAGCAAUUACAGGGAAAGGAAUUCUUGCACAACUGAAUCUGGAAACUGGAGUUCCGAUCUAUGAAGCCGAACCUCUCCUUCUCUUCUUCAUCCUUUUUACCCUGCUUGGAGCCAUUGGAGCCCUAGGUGACCGUGGUAGCUUCGUUGAUGACCCGCCCGCUGGAAUUGAAAGGGCAGUCAUCCCUCCAGGCAAAGGAUUUAGAUCAGCCUUAGGUCUCAAGGAAGGAGGUCCUCUAUUUGGAUUCACAAAGGCAAAUGAGCUAUUUGUAGGAAGAUUGGCACAAUUGGGAUUUGCAUUCUCUCUAAUAGGAGAAAUCAUCACAGGGAAGGGAGCUCUAGCACAGUUAAACAUUGAGACUGGGGUCCCCAUUAAUGAAAUUGAACCGCUUGUGUUGCUCAAUGUUGUCUUCUUCUUCAUUGCUGCUUUGAAUCCUGGGACUGGUAAAUUUGUCACAGAUGAGGGUGAGGAAGAAUAGAGGCUUGUGAAGCUCACAAAAAACAACUUAUUUCAAUCAUGUAUGAGAUAAUACUCUCUCUUCCUUCUCUAAUUUUCAUGUCAUGAAUUUUUUUUAUUUAGUUUAUAGCUUUUCA